UGGCGCUGUAGCAUCUUUUGCAAAACGCCCUCACUCAAAAGCAGAAGAAGACGAUAGUUGCGGGAAAACUGAAGCGGAUGGUUCCUGUGUUGAUAACUUUAGACUGCGAGAAAACAGGCUUUUCAAAAAUCACCAUGAAAACCCCAAAAGCUGCAGAUGUCAAAAAGGGGAUAUCAGUCCUCUGGGAGACUCUGCAGUGUCCCAUAUGUCUGGAUUUAAUGACAGCACCAGUAUCAACUAAGUGUGACCAUCAGUUUUGCAAAUUUUGUAUGAUGAAACUUUUGGACAGCUCUAAACAAAACAGAGGGAGCUGUCCAGUGUGUAAAACCAAGAUAACCAAAAGGAGCUUACAGGAGAGCCCUGGGUUUCAGACACUUGUAACAGGACUGCAGGACUUGAUAAAAGCAUAUGAACUUGACACCGGCACAAACUACUUCACUGGAAUGUCACUGCCCGAAAAACAGUCAGGUGCCACAGAUGCUGAAGCUACUAAACAUCCUCAUAACAUGUCAUCUGGAGAUGCACCUGUCACUGACCUUGACAACCUGGAAAGUGCAGACCAUGAUAAUCUUCCAAGGUCUCCCUCUUCAACAAUAGCAGCCCAGAAUGGAUUUGCAAGACUCAUGGGACUUGAAGACUCUGCUCCUUUAACAAUAGAAAAUGAAGGCCUGGACAGUGGCCUUGGUGACGCCCCACCAACUUCUAACAAGAAAAUGCACAGUUCUACAGAAGACUUUGAAACAGAGGCAUUAACACACAAAACUAGAGGAAAGUCAUCACGGAAGAAGAGAAAAAAGGAUGUGGAGCCUGACAAGGUUCUUGAGCAGAAACAGAAGAAAAGCCUAGAGAAAGUUGCUGAGUGGCUCAUGAAAGUUCCAACUGAAGGAAGUCUCGAGUUAGAAAAACCAGACAAAGACAGUGAUGACUCUGACAGCUGUUCUUCCACGUCAACAAUAGAUGUCAAGCAACACGUUAGUGACAUAAAUACUAAGAAAGAGGAGCGUGUGAAAGCCCUUGAAGAGCAGGUGUUUGGAGCCGUCUACAAACGAGAGAGAAGAGGGAACAGGAACAGCUCUCUUCCACUCUGUGUUUUUGUCGAACCACCAACAACUAGAAAACAGAAAACAGGUCCUGAAGACAAAAAUGAAAGCGACUUGGAGGAAGAGCAACAGUUAGCAGAAGAAGUAAAUGACACCAGCUGUGACAUUUUAAAAGAGGCAGAACCCACAGAUGUCGUGGAGGAAAAUAAUUUAGACAGAUACGGGGAAGAGUUGAAUGACUUGCCAAAAAGUGACAAAAAUAAAGGCAAAGAUGAGGUUCCCUAUCCUGAUAUUGAACAACAGCAACCUGAAAGAAAGUCAAAGAAAAGGAGGCGUAACGCUCAGCAGCAGGUUGACAGUGACUUGCAAGAACAAGCUGAAGCAAAGUCAGAAAGUACCGAGCAAAAGAAAACUGACAAGAGGAAAGGUAGAAACACAAGGUCAGAAAAAGGAAAGUCUACUAGAGUGCCGAAGCCCCUUGUUCUGGUUGGAGUUCAGAAUGGAGAAACCAGUCCAAAGACCAGACCCAGAACAGAAAAAGUUGAAGUACAAAUUGAGAACUAUCCUAGCAGUGAGGACCAAGUUACCCCGGUCAUGAAGAGCACCAGGAGAAGCAGAAGGCUUCAGCUCUUUGCUGAGGAAGUCCAAGAAGGUUGCAAGAAAGCCAACUUGAAAGCCAAGACCUCAACUGAAAAAGACAGCAAUGUUGCAAAGCAAUCGGAGGAAGUUAAAGGUGGAACAUUGGAUAAAAAUGUAUCACCUAAGAAUGGAAACAUGACAAAAGUGGGCAAAAGAAAUGGAUGUAUUUAUGAUCACGAUUUAGGUGGAAUUGAAAACAUAGAAUCUGGUGAGAGAAGGUCUUACCGAACACCAAACAAAGAUGUUAAAAAGUCUAAUGCUGAAAUGCCAAAUGCUGAAACUCUGUCUGAAGCCAGCGCUGCUUGUUAUGUCCCUGUAGUCCCGAGUUCUACAAGUCCAACUGAAGCAGCUGUGGUAGAUCCAACCCUUGAAAGUGACAAUCCGACUAAUCGGUUACAAAACAAUACUGCUUUGGAAACGUUUGCUUGUGAGAAUAAAUGCCCUAUAACAGAAAAUGAGGAGGACAAGAACGACAGUGAGCUGGACACAGAGCAACUGCUCAGGAGCUUCAAAGCCACUAAAAGGAAAUCCUUCCAUCUCGGUGGCCCAAACGCAAAGAGAAGCCGUAGCUUAGACCAAGGAGACGUGCUGGUUGCUGAAGCAGAAGAAAAUGAUGGUGUUUGUUCUGGCGCUGAAUCUUCAAACAAACAAACAAAUAUAAAAACAUCUGAAAUCACCAACCUGGAGGCAUUAAGAGACAAUGAAAACCGAUCUUGUGAUUUGAUCUCCCCUUCUAUCUCACCUAUCCUGACAAGAAAAACAGCUGCUGAGAAAGCAGAUCAAGUGGGGGUUGAAGCCCCAAUCCCUGAUACCAGUAGUUCAGAUCAGGACAGUCCUGCUAGCAACUGUCUUUCCAGGACUAGUCUUAGCAGUGUCCUCAGUCCUAAUAAAGUCUCGAAACGUGAAAUGGAAAGUCCUCCUCUUUCUGUUGUCCCCCAGCUCGUAGAUUCUGGGCUCCGCUUCACAGCAGUUGAACACGAGGAACUGAAUGAAUCCUUAAAAUGCUCUCUGAUCUCAAACAGUCAGCUUGAUUGCACAAUGAGGGAUGCUGGCAAAUGGAAGGAGAUAGACAGUUUUUCUACUGGAAAACAUUCAGUCAACACAGCUGAACACACCUUAGGUGCAGAGUCCUCUUUAACCCCUGAUGGCCUGGUAAUGCCAGUUGUCCAAAUGGACCAUGAAACAGAGUCAAACAACAAUGGAAGUGCAGAGCUCAGCACACAUUCCUCCAUCAAGAACCACCCAAGGAAGAAGAGAAGGGCUCAGAAGCUGGAGUCGUCACUGGAGUCCGAUUGCAGUGGAUCCAGAGAGGAAUUACCAACUUUGACUCAAAUUUUCGGAACGUCAGCUCCUCCGGCUGCGGUGACCCAGGAUCAGGGAGACUCCAACGAAGCUAAUAGAUGUGUGGCUGCAUGUGUUACAGCUGAUGCAGCAGAACGGUUGAGCCGUCCACCUGCAUGCCCCAGCCCUGACUGUGUUAAUUCCAGCCAAGCGUCUGUGGACUUGUUUGGCACACCAGAUGAAUGUGAUGUCCCGGUAAACGACGCCAGUGUUUCCAUGGAAUCAUCAGAAUUUUCAAGCGAAGUCCUUGUUACACAGCAAAAGAUAGAAAUGCAGAAGGAGCUGGUGAGGCUGGAGAAGUUGAUGGCUCUGGUGUCAGAGGUGCUGCAGGAGAAAGAGGGCAGCCCUGAAAAAGAAGUGCCCUCAGAAACAAAACAAAGCAGCAAAACCGCAGGCCCAGACACUCACAGACCCCUGCCACGUCACCAGGACGCAGGCCACGAUUCAGACCAGAAAGAUGUUCCAGAUGCAGAGCGAGAGCCCAGCACAAGAGCAUCUGAUUGCAAAGCGGUCGUCCAGCCCGGUGUGUCAAAGCACGGCAGUAUUACAGAGAUGACAGCGCAGCACUUGACACACACAGAGCUAAGUGCAAAAGGCACCGAAGCCUCCAAGGCAACAGUUUCAAGUUCAGCAGCCAAAACACUAAAGAACUGUAGUUCACCAUCAGAUGGGCAAGAAGACAAAGAAAACAACACACCUCAAAGAUACAAAAGUAAAGCUAAGAUAGUGCUAGUGUCAUCUGGAUUAGGGCCCAAUGAACAGAUAAUGGUGAAAAAAUUUGCCAAGCGAGUUGGGGCCCGCAUGGUUUCUCAGGUGACAGCAGAGGUGACCCAUGUCAUAAUGCACACAGAUGAACAACUGGUAUGUGAGCGCACACUGAAGUACUUCCUUGGCAUUGCAGGCAGGAAGUGGGUGGUGAGCUUCCAGUGGAUUUCAGAGUGCUUCAAACAAAAGAAACUCUUAGAUGAGAGUCCCUUUGAAGUGAAAGGUGACGUGGUGAAUGGACCUAACCACCAGGGCCCCUCAAAAGCUCGUACCACUGAAGACAAUAAUUUACUCAUGAAGGGCUACAAGAUCUGCUUCCAGGGGCCUUUUACAGACAUGACUACAGAUGAAAUGGAGUGGAUGGUGGAGCUCUGUGGAGCAGCUGUAGUUAAAGAUCCACUUCUCCUCGACAGUAAGCAGAAGUCCCAGCAGCUGGUCAUUGUGCAGCCUGGAUCUGAGACAUCGUCGUCCAAGUACAGCAGUCUCUCCAGACGAGCCACUGUUGUGACACGAGGUUGGCUCUUGGAUACAGUUGCAACCUACACCCUCCAAAAACACAACAACUAUUCAGCUCAACUACACUGAGUUAUAACCACAGCCAUGUGCUGUCUUCUUUUCAUCUGUUUUACAAGUUUUUUUUUCUAUGUGCUAUACUGUAGCUAAACUGUCAUCUGUUUUAUUGAUAAGCUUAAAGCUCUGUGUUUGUGUUUGUAUGACACGACGUCUAUAAAGUUUAAUCA
Molecule: messenger RNA, 4525 nt
Organism: Toxotes jaculatrix (banded archerfish)
Lineage: Eukaryota; Metazoa; Chordata; Actinopteri; Toxotidae
Product: breast cancer type 1 susceptibility protein homolog
Exons: 21
Coding region: 78-4370 (1430 amino acids)
Biological process (GO): dosage compensation by inactivation of X chromosome; double-strand break repair via homologous recombination; positive regulation of transcription by RNA polymerase II
Cellular component (GO): plasma membrane; BRCA1-BARD1 complex; BRCA1-A complex
Molecular function (GO): metal ion binding; ubiquitin-protein transferase activity
Source: RefSeq, a predicted model, not a curated record